Molecule: messenger RNA, 255 nt
Organism: Gryllus bimaculatus (two-spotted cricket)
Lineage: Eukaryota; Metazoa; Arthropoda; Insecta; Orthoptera; Gryllidae
Source: the annotation of a GenBank genome assembly
AUGCGCGGGGGCGGAGCGCUGGCGCUGGCGCUGGCUGCGCUGGUGCUGCUGCUGCCGCCGCCGCCGCCGCCGUCGGCGUCGCCGUCGGCGUCGCGGGGCGCGGCGCGAGUGGGCGUGGCGGCCGAGCCACCGCCGCCGCCCGCGCGCGCCCUCGGCCCCGGGGCUGGCGCCUCGCGAGGCGACGGGGACGAGCUGCCGGCGGAGCUGCUGGUCUCCGAGUUCCUCUUCGCGCACGAGACCAAGACUAUUCCAUAA